AGAUCUCGCGAUAGCUGCUGCGCAUAAAAACCGCCACAGCCUGCUCGCGCAGUAUCAGUCAGUUCAUUGACCGUUUGGAAAUAGUUAAGUUACUCGGUUUAUCUGGACAGAAAUGGCAACCGCUGAAGUUAUUCCAACUCAGAGUGUGGUGGAGAGGGUCGCCAGCCUUCCUCUGGUCAGCUCCACCUAUGGCUUGGUGUUCAGUGUGUACUCCAGCACAAAGGACAACCACCCGUACAUCAAGACUGUAUGUGAGGCCGCGGAGCAAGGAGUCCGCACCAUCACCUCAGUGGCUCUCACCACUGCUUCACCCAUCAUCGACAAGCUGGAGCCUCAGAGUAAGAGCCAUUCAUCCAUUUGUAGGCGUG
This is a messenger RNA of Neolamprologus brichardi, 368 nucleotides long. The record is from RefSeq and is a predicted model, not a curated record. NCBI's taxonomy places the organism in Eukaryota, Metazoa, Chordata, Actinopteri, Cichliformes, Cichlidae.